AUGUUUCCACUCAAAAGCAUAUUGACACCUAGAGUCCCUUAUAGUGCUGCUAGAGUGUUCUCACACGCUGGUUUGGUAGGUCUUCCUGCUUCACGUGCUGUGAGAGCAUACUCGACUGAGAAGCCAAAGAAGAAGAAACAGAAGGCUCCAGAUGUGUCUUUGGUACCUAUCAAGGCAAUUGGAGUUUUGGCAGACUUCUACAUUCCUCCAAGACUCAGAGACUGCCCAGUUACCUCGUGGCACAAGCUCAUUCUCAGACGAAUUGGAGCGUUCGGAUUGAACACCUUCAGUAUUUCUAAGUUCAAGUCAGAUACCAAGUUGAAGCUCAGAAUCAAUGACUGGAAGGAGUUGGCCGUGGACAAGUAUGUGAAAACAAACAAGAUCUUUGCAGCUGCAUGCUCUCUUCCUGGUGCUCAAAGACAGUCCUACUUGCAGUCGCAACUAGAUGGAAUUGCAGGUAUUGAAGUUGUGAAGUCAUUGGCUGCCAGAGCUGUGACUUUCCCUAUUCGUUCUAAAUUAGAGUGGAAUUUGAAAAGCAUCGAAGGUAACCCCAAGUUGGUCAGUUUUACCCCAAUUCCAGACAGCAACGAUGUUUCUGCUGUAGUUCAGUUUGUUGUUAAGGUUCAAACCAGACAAGAAAUGGUUAUCACUUCCGAUUCUCAAGAGCCUAACACGACAGAGAGACUGGUGACUGAUUACAUUGUUAUAACGAUGAAUCCUUACACCGACGAGAUGGCAUUUGUGGGAACGUUGUUCGAGAGCGAUCAUGUAAGAGGAGUGAAGCCAGAGUUGGAGAUGGAAAAUGUCAGAGCGUUGGAGAGUUACCAGAAGCUUUGUGCUGAUAUCUAUAGAGCUGCACCACCAGCGGUGACGGAAGGGAAGCAGUAA
This is a messenger RNA of Sungouiella intermedia, 888 nucleotides long. Lineage: Eukaryota; Fungi; Ascomycota; Pichiomycetes; Serinales; Metschnikowiaceae. The record is from the annotation of a GenBank genome assembly.